Messenger RNA from Chinchilla lanigera (long-tailed chinchilla), 2433 nucleotides. It is a transcript of the gene Scly, whose product is annotated as selenocysteine lyase. The transcript is spliced from 11 exons. Bases 475 to 1551 code for a protein of 358 amino acids. NCBI's taxonomy places the organism in Eukaryota, Metazoa, Chordata, Mammalia, Rodentia, Chinchillidae. The record is from RefSeq and is a predicted model, not a curated record.
CACCUGUGAUGCCAGCACUUGGGAGGCUGAGGCCCCAGGAACGCUACAAGUUGAGGCCAGCCUGGGCUACGUAGUAAGGCCUUGUCUUAGCCAAAAACAAAGGACUGGAUAAGAAGGUUCUAGAGACAACUGGUCCCUUGCCCGACAGUGGCCGCUGGAACCAUCGUAGCUCCCAGAGCCACUGUCACCAGGGGGCUUGGCUGCUGUGUGGCUCUCCUGCCUCGGGACAGUGCCGAGCGGGACAGGAGCCCUGCCUGGGAGCAGAGCCACCUCACACAGUGGCCGCCACUCCCCGGGGCCCGCGUGUACCAGGGGGCACGGCGCCGGGGUGCGAGGUGGGCUCUCCCUGUCUUGCAGUGCGAUCUCACGUCACUGCCUCCUGCCCUCCUCCUGGCCGACGGCCACCACCCUCUCCUCGUGCGUGGUCGAAAGGCCAAGGACGUCAUCGCCUCGUCUCGGGAGGCCCUGGCGCGCAUGCUGGGCGGGAAGCCUCAGGACAUCAUCUUCACCUCUGGGGGCACCGAGUCCAAUAACCUAGUGAUCCACUCGGCCGUGAAGCACUUCCAGGAGACCCAGGGGCCCAAGGGGGAGCAGCAGAGCCCGGGGGAGCGGGCCAGGCCCCACAUCGUCACCUGCACCGUGGAGCACGACUCCAUCCGUCUGCCGCUGGAGCACCUGGUGGAGGAGCAGGUGGCCGAGGUCACCUUCGUCCCCGUGUCCAAGGUGAGCGGGCAGGCCGAGGCUGACGCCGUCCUGGCCGCCGUGCGCCCGACCACGUGCCUCGUGACCAUCAUGCUGGCCAACAACGAGACCGGCGUGGUCAUGCCCGUGUCUGAAAUCAGCCGGCGCGUGAGAGCCCUGAGCCAGCAGCGCGCGGCCUCGGGGCUGCCCCGCGUGCUCCUGCACACGGACGCCGCGCAGGCGCUGGGGAAGAGGCGCGUGGACGUGGAGGACCUGGGCGUGGACUUCCUGACGAUUGUGGGCCACAAGUUCUACGGACCGAGGAUCGGGGCGCUGUACGUGCGAGGGCUGGGCAAGCUGACGCCCCUGUACCCCAUGCUGUUCGGAGGCGGACAGGAGCGGAACUUCAGGCCGGGGACGGAGAACACCCCGAUGAUCGCCGGCCUCGGGAAGGCCGCUGAGCUGGUGACCGAGAACUGUGAGGCUUACGAGGCCCACAUGCGCGACGUCCGCGAUUACCUGGAGGAGAGGCUGCAGGCUGAGUUUGGCAGGAAGCGAGUCCGCCUGAACAGCUGCUUUCCGGGGGCUGAGCGCCUUCCCAACACCUGCAACUUCUCCAUCCACGGCCCCCAGCUCCAAGGCUACCUGGUGCUGGCACAGUGCCGAAUGCUGCUGGCCAGUGUGGGGGCCUCGUGCCACUCGGACCAGGGGGACCGGCCGUCCCCGGUGCUGCUCAGCUGUGGCGUCCCCUUCGACAUGGCCAGGAACGCGCUCCGGCUCAGCGUGGGCCGCAGUACCACCAGGGCCGAUGUGGACCUCGCCGUGCAGGACCUGAAGCAGGCGGUGGCCCGGCUGGAGGGCCAGGCCUAGCGCUACUGCACCCUCCCGGCACCCUCGGGAGCCCUGCCCCAGACGCCCCGCCGCGCCCCAGGGGCUGCCGCGUCCCUCCGGGUCUGCGCCCUUCCUCCCUCCUGUGUCACCGUCUGCCUGACCACCCACCGCAGGCCCCAGUACCACAUAGGACGUCCUCACCACCAAUUCGAGAGCCACGUCCCCUCCCCACGCGGAUGGUGGGCCUGUCCAAGUGCCCCCUUCCGGAAGGUGGUGUUUUGCCCCAAAGAUAAAACCCAUGGAUUGAGAACCCGUCCUCAGCCUCGAUCACUAGAAUAGGAAAGGGCAAGGCAGUGGCCUGCUGUGGUCCCAGCUACUGUGAGGCGGAGGCAGAGCUGGCGAGUUUGAGGCCGGCCUGGGGAACUUGGAGAGACCCUGCUGUAACGAGGGCUGGGUGGAGCCGAGGCGCAGAGCACCUGCCUAGCACCAGUACCCAGGACUGAAGAACAUAGGAAACUUGACUUGGCCUCAUCGCACACCUUCCCAGCGGGGUCCCCCGAGGCCCGCUUGAGCCCUCUCCAGACUUGGUCCCCAUCAACCCACCUGUGACCUCAGCGCACACGGACCCCCAGGCGGUGGCCGCUGCCCCUCCUGCCUCCCUGGCUGGACUGUGACCGCCCUCCUGAGGGGCCUUGUCCUCCCCAGACGCCUCUGUUCACUCCUGAGGUGGGAGCUGGCCCCAUCUCAGUGUUCAUCUUUAUUCAGAGGUUUAUUUUCAUGAAACGUGGCAUCACAUCGAAGGCUGGUCGUCAUGUGGGGCGGGGUUCCAAGGUCGGCGUUGUCAGUGUGCUUUCGAGGCCUGCUGGUGCAGUGGCACCCCGCAAGCGGCCGAGUGGCCUAAUAAAGUGUUUCUGCGCUGGG